Plutella xylostella (diamondback moth) is the source of this 780-nucleotide messenger RNA. It is a transcript of the gene RpL13A, whose product is annotated as ribosomal protein L13A. Gene Ontology annotation, molecular function: mRNA binding; structural constituent of ribosome. The record is from RefSeq and is a predicted model, not a curated record. Gene Ontology annotation, cellular component: cytosolic large ribosomal subunit; ribosome. Lineage: Eukaryota; Metazoa; Arthropoda; Insecta; Lepidoptera; Plutellidae. Gene Ontology annotation, biological process: translation; negative regulation of translation.
AUUUUGAAACACAGGAUAGCCAUAGACAUUUUUUUUAUAUUUUAAGUGUGGCAACAUUAAAAGUGGAUCCGGUAGCCAUUUUGUUUUAAAAAGAUAGCCUUUUCCGUUUCGUUGUCGUGAAAAAUGACGGGCUUUAGUAAUAAGGCCAUCGUGAUCGAUGGCCGCGGCCAUCUGCUGGGCCGCCUGGCCGCCAUCAUCGCCAAGGUGCUGCUGGAGGGCAACAAAGUCGUCGUCGUGCGAUGUGAGCAACUCAACAUUUCCGGCAACUUCUUCAGGAACAAGCUGAAGUUCAUGUCUUUCCUCCGCAAGAGGUGUAACGUGAACCCGGCCCGAGGACCGUUCCACUUCAGAGCCCCCUCCAAGAUCUUGUGGAAGACUGUCCGAGGCAUGAUCCCCCACAAGACUGAGCGCGGGAAGGAUGCCCUGAGGAGGCUGCGUGCCUACGACGGGUGCCCGCCUCCGUUCGACGCGCGCCGCCGCGUGGUCGUGCCCGCCGCCCUCCGCGUCUUCUGCUUGAAGCCCGGACGCAAGUACUGCCACGUUGGCCGCCUGUCGCACGAGGUCGGCUGGAAGUACCGUGAGGUGGUGCGCAAGCUCGAGGACAAGAGGAAGUUCAAGGCCAUCCACAGAGUCGCCUACGAGAGGAAGCUCAAGUCACUGACAAAGGCCGCCGGACUGAAGGUAGCGAAAUCAACAGCUCCGUUCAACGCUACUAUCCAAUCCUACGGAUACAACUAGGAUUAAGAUAUCUUAAUAAAAAUAAACCAUUGGUUGCCCAAA